This is a messenger RNA of Sphaerodactylus townsendi, 6060 nucleotides long. RefSeq names its product solute carrier family 33 member 1 (gene SLC33A1). The record is from RefSeq and is a predicted model, not a curated record. Bases 270 to 1922 code for a protein of 550 amino acids. Gene Ontology annotation, molecular function: acetyl-CoA transmembrane transporter activity. Gene Ontology annotation, cellular component: membrane. Lineage: Eukaryota; Metazoa; Chordata; Lepidosauria; Squamata; Sphaerodactylidae. The transcript has 7 exons.
AGCAGCUCGUGUUUCCGAGGGGGAAGCUUUUAUGGGCUGCUGACGCGGUUUGCAAGGGAGGACUGGAAAUCUCUGUUACUUGGUUGCGGGACGGGACCCUGGAGAGGCGGAGGAAGUUUUGUGAGGACAACGAGAAAGACGCCGGUGACCAGGCUUUAGUUGGAAGCAUCUGUCGACGGGUUGACCUCUUCUGGGACUUUGUAGGUGUGAAGGAACUUCUGGGGAAGGACAGUCGGUUUCUCAAAACGGCAGCGGAUUACGUUUGCGACAUGUCACCAACUAUCUCACUCAAAGACAGCAGUCGGCAGCGCCGGCCUGGAAGCUACCAGCAUCCUCAGGAUGUGAUGAAGAACCAGCCUUCGCCCUUGGACCUUUAUGAGGAUGGCCACGCUGAGACCAUUGGUGGUGAUGACGAUGGAGAAGCUCUGCUUCAGGAAGCGAACUCUAGACCCACUGGGCCUCCCCGAGGCUAUCGAGCAGAGCUGGGCAGUAUCUUGCUUCUCCUUUUCCUCUAUGUGCUGCAGGGUAUUCCUUUGGGACUUGCGGGCAGCAUACCCCUUAUCUUACAAAGCAAGAACGUGAGCUAUACAGACCAGGCUUUUUUUAGUUUUGUUUUCUGGCCAUUCAGCCUUAAGCUGCUUUGGGCCCCCAUGGUGGACGCUGUAUACUUCAAGAAAUUUGGUCGCCGCAAGUCUUGGCUGGUGCCCACUCAGUAUACCUUAGGCCUUUUUAUGAUGUACCUGUCUCGGCAGGUGGACUCGCUACUUGGGGAAGCAGAUGGCAAAAGCCCAGAUGUGGUGGCACUUACUGUGACUUUCUUCUUAUUUGAGUUCCUGGCAGCCACUCAAGACAUAGCUGUAGAUGGCUGGGCAUUGACUAUGUUGUCCAGGGAGAAUGUGGGCUAUGCUUCCACUUGUAAUUCUGUGGGUCAGACAGCUGGUUACUUCUUGGGCAAUGUCUUGUUCUUGGCCCUUGAAUCUCCUUCCUUUUGUAACAAAUAUUUGCGCUUUCAGCCUCAACCACGUGGGAUUGUUACUCUUUCAGAUUUCCUGUUUUUCUGGGGAGCCAUUUUCUUAAUCACCACCACCUUCGUUGCACUCUUGAAAAAAGAAAAUAGGGAAGUAAGCCCAUCAAGAGAAGAAACCAAAGGCAUCAUGGAUACUUACAAGCUGCUUUUCUCCAUUGUCAGAAUGCCAGCAGUCUUUACAUUUUGUGUCCUGAUUUUAACGGCAAAAAUUGGCUUUUCAGCAGCAGACGCAGUUACGGGACUGAAGCUGGUCGAAGAGGGGGUACCUAAAGAACACUUGGCUCUGCUCGCUGUUCCGAUGGUUCCGCUGCAGAUCAUAUUGCCUCUGAUCAUCAGCAAGUACACAGCGGGUCCACAACCCCUUAACACGUUUUACAAAGCCAUGCCAUUCAGGUUACUGCUUGGGUUGGAAUUUGCCCUCGUGGUUUGGUGGACUCCCAGCGUAAAAUAUGAAGGAGGAUUUCCCAUCUAUUACUAUCUUAUAUUAUUGCUGAGUUAUGCUUUGCAUCAGAUUACACUGUACAGCAUGUAUGUUGCUGUAAUGGCUUUCAAUGCCAAAGUGAGUGACCCACUCAUUGGCGGAACCUACAUGACGCUUCUUAAUACAGUAUCAAACCUGGGAGGAAACUGGCCUGCCACUGUAGCUCUUUGGCUUGUGGAUCCACUUACAGCAAAGGAGUGUGUCAGUGUUCAAGGACACAAUUGUGGGACUGCAGCCGCUGCUGAACUUUGUACAAAAGAAGGUGGCUCGUGUGUAAUUACCCUUGAUGGUUAUUAUGUGGAGUCUAUAACUUGUGUUGUUUUAGGAUUUGCUUGGUGGCUCUUCCUUGGACCGAAAUUUAAAAAGCUGCAGGAUGAGCGACCAACUUCGUGGAAAUGCCGGAGAACCUGUUAAUGGGAAUCACAUACUGGAAACAUAAGCUAUGUUUUGGCUUAGUCCUGGGACAAAUGCAUCUUCCCUAAAUUAAGUUAACGAGAGAAAAAGUUUAUCUGUGGGAAAAAACAGUCAAUGUACAUAUGCCAAAUGACUUCGUGCAAAAAAAGAAAAAAAUAAAUCCAGGAAAAUAAAAUAUACACACACACAUCUGCAAUAGUUCACCUUCCCCAUGUGAAAUUAUUCUUUAAGUGAGAAAAAUCACACUCAGACAGCGUUUUCAGACUAUGGAGCUAUUUUGACCAAAAGUCAACAGCUGUCUAAAAACCAAGGUUAUUUCAUAGUACGAAUCUGCAGAUAUGAUGCACUUUCACACUAUAAUUUAAUGCAAAUGCUGAAUGUGCACUGCUAGAACACCUUAGAAAGGAUAAGCAAAUUAUUCCCUUCUGAUAUUUUAUAUGGGAGAGAACAGUUCAUUAUUGAAGAUUCUCUUGUGUUAUUUUUCCUGGCUUCUACAAGCUUUAAAGAGUUAUAAGAGGAAUAUUUUUAUCAAGGUGAAAAUGUCUCUUUUGAAACAUGUACUGACUUAUUUGAAGGCACUUUGAGUUUCAAGUAGAAAUGGUUUCUUCAUUGCAGAGUUAUGAGGUGGAAUGAAUUUACUGGGCAUUAUGAUGAUCAUAACCAGUAAUAAGGCAGGGGUCUUAGUGCUGUAUAAGGGGCUUUCUGAAUAUUAGAAGCAGGUGUAAAGUCAGUGUGUUCAGUCUCUGUGUGUGAGCAUGGGAGCAUACCUUUUGGUGGUUGGAUGUAGAAUCCAAAGAACACUAGACAAAAGAGUCCUUAGUUUUUACGAAGAAUUUUUGCAAGAUAACAAAGUUGGGUUUGGAUUCCAAGGCUUCCUUCUGCUAAGUGAGUAUCUUCCUCUGAUGAAGGAAGGGUUUCACUCAGUAGUAAAAUUUUGUUUGGAGCCAAUGUCACUUAAGGGAGACAUUCCAUCAUUCCUAGCUGGUACCACCCAGUUUCUAAAAAGGAAUGAUAAUUCUUAAGAGGAAAUUGUCGCUUUAGUGCCUUAAAGAUGUAUAGGAUAUAAAUGGUAAAGGGGGCACUAUAGUUUGUUGGGUAUAGACAGUACAUCUUUCAUGAUACUAAAAUGCCUUCCAAAGGUAUGACAAGUUAGUGUGGGACUCUUGCUGAAGGUGAUAUGAAAUGCCAAAGUACUGGUAUCAGUUAUUUCUGAGGUUGACUUCUUGCUAGAAUAUUCCUGAUUCAAGUGAAUCCUGGUCUCUUAUAGUAUAGUUUCCUUAAGCUCCUUACAAGAGGUAGCUAGCACACCGAUCCUAUGUACACUUACUUUGGAACGAGUGCCGUUGAAAUUACUGGGACCUGUUUGCAAGAAAUGGGUUUAGAAUUUGGAGUUGGAGCUUUAACACUAUCAGAAUUUUUUUUAAAUAUCCAAAUUAACAUGGCCCUGGCCUAAACUCCUCCUCACCUCAUAUCUUCCAUAUCUCAUCUGAUGAGAACAGCAAAGAAGCACUCCAUAGUUUGGCAACUUGUAACCUAAGCACAGUUGGAUAUGAAUUUCCUGACAGAGUCCAAUUUAGGUUAAGUGAUUCAGUCAAGGGAUUGCUGUGUUAACUGCAACCAUCAGUUUAGAUGCAUUUGGAGCAGAAUGUCCUAUUACCAUAAGCUGCUCAAAAGCUUUUGGGAUUGGAAGAUGUUGGUAUGUUGUACUGGUUGAACCACACAGUCUUCAUUUGGUCUUGUUUGAUAGAAAAUUAGGUUCCAAAUUUUAGUGAUCCCUUGUUUCUCUAGCAGCUUGAUCUGUAGACAUUUGGUUUCCAUAUCGUGAAAAAGUCUUUGGUCUUUCACAGAUCAAGCAGUUCUAAGGGUUUGGUAAAGGCUGUGCUGACUUUGUCAACCUUAGCCAACUUUGAGGAUCUAGUUUUUUUUUCCCUUUCGGUAUGUUGUUCAAACAUAAUAAUGCUUUCUCUUGUAGCACAGUUCAGAUAAUAGUUUAAAUUAUCCUGUUUACUUGAAUGAAAAAUCCAGUGAGCUCUUCAAACACUUUCAUUUCCACUAGUUGUUUACAGUAAGCUGAUUUUUAUCUGCCUUAAAUUCAACCUCGUAGGCUGGAUAAGCACAAGUAAAAUAACUUUAAUUUUACUUCAUUACUGCGUUUUUAUUUGCUGUUCCAUUUAUCCUUGGUGUCACAGCAUUGAUAAAAAAAUCCCAGUUACUUUAUGCAAAAUGGUAUUUCAUCAGCAUCUGGAAGGGGCUACUCCUAGAAAAAGAUAUCUAGGUUGAGCAUAUGCAUAAUACAGUUCUGGUUAGCCUUUAUAUAUUUUACAAUUCUGUAUUAUUGUUCCUACCAUGUGCCAAGAUAAAUAAAGGUUUAUUCAGUUUUUUUUAAAAAAAUGUCUGAUGCACAAGAGUAAAUUUUUGUGAAUACCAAAUGAAAACUAAAACCAGAAUCAAUAGCAAAGCACAAUCCAGAAGGUCUGUGAGGCAAUGAGAUCUUCCAAAUUUACUGUCCAAAGAGAAGCACAGUUAGCUCAGCAUUCCCAAGAGAACUUUAGGCUUGUCUUCUCAACUCUACCAUGCCACAUAUUAAAACCUUUUGGUUAAAGGGCCAAAGACCAUCUUUCAGGGCAUACUCACAUAGUGGAGCUAAAUUCACAUUCGUACCAUUUUGGAUUCUGAUGUGAGGGUGAUAGUUGCUUUCACCUCAAGUUAAUUUCUUUUCAGUGGAUUGAUCUCAGCUGGUAAGAUAACAUUCUAAAAACCACAGCAGCUAUUUAAUCUGGUUGCAGACAGAAUAAUCUGGGUUGGUUUUUUUAAAAAAAACACCCUAUUUAGAUUUAGCUAGGGAUAAUUUGGCAACAUGAUAUAGUUCUACAUUGAAGUGACAAUAUUUCCUCCAAAUGUAUCUUCUUUUUCCUCCUCACUGUGCAUAAAAAGGAGCAAACAUUCUGUUGUUGAAGGUCAACUGGACUACAGUAUGUGAAGCUGCAACUAGGCUAAUAUUUUAGACUAAGGUACAAGACUAAGGUGCAUUGGUGGAAGGGACAAUUCUAAUGAGAGUCUGAAGGACUUUCACGGAGGUCUGAUUUAAAGAAGGUGUUUGCAUAAUUGCAAUAAAUGAAAAUACAUUUGUCAGAUGAAUGAGAGAUCCUAGAUAGCCGUUCAGCUUUCAAGUACAAUUUCCUCAUGAAAAGUGGACACAUAAUCUUGCUCCACUGGAGUAUUACUAGUUUCCUUAUGUGUAGGAGAAAGGCAUGCUGAGCUGUGAUAAGAGUAUUAUUUGAUAACUGCAGCUUAAACUUAUUAACAAGUGCUGUACUUAAAAACAUUACCUCAACCUUUGUUGGGUAUUUAAAAAAGCUAAGCUAUUGUUUCUGGGUAUUUUGCUUAAUUGUAAAGUUGCUGGGUUUUUGAGAGUGCUGUUUGUGUUUGUCUGGAUUUUAAUUCCUUGGGAAUUCUAUUUGUAUCUACAAAGUUUCAUCAGACAUAUCCACAGUGGUAUUGUUUAACAAUAUAUACUAUUACCUUCUUUUGAAGAAGACUAAAUCUCAAGUUACUUGAUAUGAAUACAUUAUACAAUCAACUGCAUUUAAAGCAUUUUCUGAGUAAUACAGUACUUGGAAAAGAACUUUUUAAUAUUUGCUGCAGUGGACCAUGCUAGAAGUUGGCUUUAACUGAGAAAUGAUUCCGUUACGGCCAGGAACUCUCUGGAAUUAUUACUUUGGAUAUAAUGUAGUAGGGAAACCAGAGUUAUAAUGUAUAUGCUGAAUUAUUUUUGAAUGUUUGGUUACUUUUUUAUUUGUUGCAAUAUAUUGUAAAUUAAAGCAUUGCCAUUAUAAAAUAAAAGCAGUUUCAUUUAUUUUAAGCGGUUAUUAAUCGUAUUAUAGACCAGGGCAAAAUUGUUGAUUCACUGACAAAUGGCCAGUUUCUAGUAGGCAACAUAACCGUGCUUAUCCUUGUUUUACCAAAAGUGUUUGGUUUCUCCACUACGUUUCCAUUUAAAGCUUUAAUAUUAUGUAGAUCCCUGUUAAUUAUCAGAUCACAGUAUAGUUUCUUUGCCAUUUGAAGUGCUAAGUUCAUGGAAGCGCCUUAUUAGACAGCCUUGGAAGUUUGUUUCAAUAAAGCAAUAUUUCAAUUUUAA